Messenger RNA from Camelina sativa (false flax), 1797 nucleotides. Its product is annotated as E3 ubiquitin-protein ligase RHF2A. NCBI's taxonomy places the organism in Eukaryota, Viridiplantae, Streptophyta, Magnoliopsida, Brassicales, Brassicaceae. The record is from RefSeq and is a predicted model, not a curated record. Gene Ontology annotation, molecular function: ubiquitin-protein transferase activity.
AUAGAGAAGAAAAGAAAAGAAAAGAGAGGAAAGGGUCUCUUUUCUCCUUUUGUCCUUUGUCUUCUUCUUCUUCUUCUUCUUCCUCUCCCCGUUAUCUUCGGCGAAUCAUCAUGAAUCUAGGGUUUUGUUUUCUCUCAUAACCCUAGAUUUUUUUUGUUCCUUUCUCUUCCAUCGAAUCUUUGAUUGAUCAAUCCCCCUACUAUCUCAUUUUCUUUCUUCUCCGUUCAGCUCAUCCCAUCCGAUUCAAUCCCGAUUUCAAAUGGAGGGAGCGGCGGGAGAAACGGCGACGUCAGAGGGGCAUCUGACUUCAGCAGCAGCUUUUGUUGAAGGUGGGAUUCAAGAUGCUUGUGAUGACGCCUGUAGCAUUUGUCUUGAAUCCUUCUGUGAUAGCGAUCCUUCUACUUUGACUAGUUGCAAGCAUGAGUAUCAUCUUCAAUGCAUUCUUGAGUGGUGUCAAAGGAGUUCACAGUGUCCAAUGUGUUGGCAAUCACUUAGUCUCAAAGACCCCACAAGUCAGGAGUUGCUUGAGGGUGUUGUACAGGAGAGGAAUUUCCGCUUCACUCCAUCUAGAAAUGCCACCAUAUUUCGUCAUCCAGCUCUUGGUGAUUUUGAAUUACAACAUCUCCCAGUUGGGGUGGAUAAUGCCGAGAUUGAAGAGCGAAUCAUUCAGCACUUGGCCGCUGCUGCUGCUAUGGGAAGAGCGAGACAUGGGGUAAGAAGGGAAGGCCACAGAAGCAGGUCUUCAAGUCAAAGCCAUCCACAGUUCAUGGUGUUUUCUUCGCAUCCUAAUGCUUCUUCCCCUGCACCUCAUCCCCCCAUGCCUUCUUCUCCUUCUCAGAGAGAUGAGGAUGACACAGUCACAAACCUUCCGUUAUCUCCUCACAGUGGUUUAGGGGAGGGUUCAAAUCAGCCACAAACAUCUUCUCAUCCCCGCCAGGUUUCUCCCUCGGCAUCUGAUUCAAACAGCAGGUCUGCUAAUCAAUCUUCCCCAAGUGAUCAAGAUAGAGCUGGACCAUCAGAACUCCAAUCAUUUUCGGAAUCGCUAAAGUCUCGAUUAAACGCUGUGUCAACGAGAUACAAAGAAUCGAUAUCAAAGAACACAAGGAGCUGGAAAGAUAGAUUUUUUUCUCGCAACACGUCCAUGGCAGAUAUUGGCUCUGAGGUUAAACGAGAGGUCAGUGCCGGGAUCGCCACUGUGUCCCGCAUGAUGGAACGUCUAGAAACGAGAGAAAACAGUAGGCCCAGCUCUGCAUCUGUAUCAGAUGUCUCAGAAAAUCACACUCCUGAAUCAAACAAUGAGCAUAAUAGAUCAGAAGCGGGUGGUGAACAUUCUAUGAAUGAAAGAGGUGUUAAAGAUACAUGUGCGACUGGUUCUGGUUCAAGCUAAAUAAGCAAGUGCCAGCAUCUUGUUGGCAAAGAGACAGGGAGAUGAUGGCCAUUGUGAAAUUCUGAUAAUAUAUAUAUAUACAGGAGUCAGAUGUUUCAAAAGCGUGGGAGAAGCAUAGGAAGAAGGUUUGUUGAUAACGUAAAAAAGAGUUUUCUAUUUCUCAAAAUAAAGAAAGGUUGUUUUAUGACCAAAAGGAUGCCUUGAGACGCCUUCUUCUGUGUUAUGUAUGUUUAAGCAAAACCCAACAAAAACUAAAAAGAGAAAAAGAAGAGUAAAGACUUAUGAUGUAUUCACUAUCAGGGUUGGUUAUUUGGUUUGUCUGUUGUAAAUUCACAUUGUGGUUCACAUUACGGAUUUCUUAUCAAUAUUACUUAUGUAUCGCCAAAAUUUUGGCCAAGCAAACCCACCAA